Diachasmimorpha longicaudata is the source of this 1306-nucleotide messenger RNA. RefSeq lists its product as uncharacterized. The record is from RefSeq and is a predicted model, not a curated record. Gene Ontology annotation, cellular component: extracellular region. The transcript is spliced from 2 exons. Lineage: Eukaryota; Metazoa; Arthropoda; Insecta; Hymenoptera; Braconidae. The coding region runs from base 186 to 1181 and encodes 331 amino acids. Gene Ontology annotation, molecular function: chitin binding.
UCUGCAGGCAUUGCAUUGCAGAUAUGAAAGCCGCUGAUGAUAACUGGACGAUGAUAGAAAUAUUUGAUCAGAGCAAUGGACUGGUGGAUAAAUAGAUGAUAUUGAAACGAUUGUAAGAUAAAUUGAUCUAUAAAAACGCUCCUCAUUUCGAAACUGCAGUUCAUACUUGUGGUUUUACGAAAAUCAUGGAGUCCCUCAUAUGGUUUUUAGCAAUAAUUGUAAUGUCCAGGGCAAUGCCAGCGGAGCAAGACAUUACUGGAUGUGUGGGUCUGUGCCCAGCAGACAACAUCAACAAUGACAUCUACCUACUACCCCAUCAAAAUUGCUCCCAGUUCUGUUCCUGUAUCUACGGCAUCCCCUACGUAAUCGACUGUCCAAAGAACUUCCAUUAUUCCGAAGAGGAUCGAGUUUGCACCUUUCAAUCAGAAGCUAAGUGUAAGCUUUCUGGAGGUAGUGAGGAAGCUACUCCAUCCCUUGAUACACUGAGAGACUUCCUAGAUGAUUUGAACCUCCCACAUAUUGGAACAGACAGAUCCAUAUCACUCGUACGAUACAUUCCCACACUAACGGUUACGGGUCCACCAACGACUGUGACUGUGACCCCAACUUCGACAACUACAUGCUUAACAACAACUACAACGAAGACUAUAAACCCAACGACAACCACAUCUACUUCUACAUGCCUGCCUUCAACUACGACAAUAACAUCAACCGUCACUGCUACGCCCUGGCCAUCAACUACAACCGUGACAUCGACUGUAUCUGCCACGUGCUCACCUAUAACUGUGACAGAAACCGAAACUUCAAUUGCGACUGUUAUACCAACUCCAACUGUAACAAUUACUCCAACGAUAAUUGUUACAACUACACCGACUGAAACAGUCACUUGUACUGAGACUGUGACAACUACUCGACCUGGAGAAGUUAUCCCAACGCUGAUUGUUACGCCUGUUUAUCCUGCGCCAACGACUAGCCCUGAAUUAAGCGGAUGCAUUGGGACCUGCCCAGCAGAGGAUCCAACCAAUGUCGUGCACCUGCCCCACGAGCACUGCGGUAAAUUCUGCAAGUGCAGUUACGGAUUACCCCACGUAUUUACCUGCGACCCAGGUCUUCAUUUCAAUCCCGAACUUCAGGUCUGCGACAUUCCUGCGCACGCCAAGUGUAAGGGAAUCGUAGACUAAUUACUUUCAUCCAGGAGACCAGUAUUUUUUUUCUGGUACGACAUUAAGAGCUUUAAGGAGAUAAACGUUUGUAGUUUAUAUCACUUCGACAAAGAAAUAAAUGAAUUUACAUCAGUUAUAUGGUA